AUGGGAUCGCGAAAGCGCACCCGCUCCGAAGCCAUCCCCAUGGACCAAGACGCUCCAGAGGAGCAGAGCCUGCUCACCCAGAUAAGGAGUACCUGGGAAUUUGCAAGUCUCAUGCAGUACAUCGCCAUCUUCGGGCAGGUGAUGAAGAUAGACGAGGAAUUUGAGAUCGAGCGAUGUCCUUCGUCCGGUCGGAAAGAGGCUGACAACUUGCCCUUCUCUCGUUUACAGGAUCUCGAAGCCGAAUGCCUUAAACCGGAACCUUCUCAUAAGCUUUUGGAAAUUGGAUUGUGUUUGCUGAAGUGGAUCUCGUCGCAUCGCGGCCUCACGUAUGAGAAUUUCGACGAGUAUACUCGCCGCCAGUACAAUGCGAAAGCACCCAAUACUACGAAUCCCUUUGGAUACGAUGAGGAGCCGAAGAAGUUUAUGGAUUUUGAUGUUUUCCUUAAGCUUCGUGUUCUUCAUGCGUUGAGCACUUGGACUUUUUGGAAUGCAGACCGUAUUCGCGACAAGAUGCCCGAGAAGCGAGAGACUGAUCAGCUGGAAUGGCGCAUUGAGGAGUUUGGUUGGGAUCGUGAAGGCCGUUCAUACUACGUUUUAGAUGAUAAUCGUUUGUACCGCCGCACCGAUCGUCCUGCGCCUCCGCCCGUUCAGCGUCCUAAGAAGAAGGCGAAGGGUAAAUCUUCUCGAUCGUCGAGGGCGUCCAAGCGUGCGUCCACGGCGGCUGCGGAAGAAGGAUCCGACGAGGAGAAUAAGGAUACGAUUGAUGAUGAUCCUGCUGCGGCCUUUGCUGCGGAUCCCUUCAAGUGGGAGUGUCUUGCUGUUACCCUCGAGGAGUAUCAGGCUUUCUUGGAGCCGCUCCAGAAGACUAAGGAUGCGGAUGAGAAGGCCCUUCGGUCUAGUGUUGAGGAUCACAUCUUGCCUAUCUUGGAAAAGGCUGAGGAGGCGUCUCAGCGCAAGCGCGCCAAGCGUGACAAGGAACUCCUGAGCUUACAGCUUGUCGCGGGUGCCAAGCGGUCCAGCCGACUUGCUGCUAAGCAGGAACAGGAGCGACAUGAACGAGAAGCCGAAGAAGCUGCUCGGAAACAUGACCAUGACCUGGCUGAGGCUCGUAGGGAACAGGCCAAGCAUAGCCAAUUCGAGGACGACCGUCAAUCUCGCAUGAUGACUCGCGAGCAGCGCAUCAAGGACCGUGAGCAGAAGCGCAUUCUGCACGAAGCAGAGCUUGAGCGCAUCGCCGAGGAGCAGGAGAAGCUUGAAAAGGGCGAAAGCAGGGCCUCUGCUCGAAACCUCAAGGCUGAGCUGGAGAAGUCGCAGAAGAACUUGGCGGAACUUUCUCAGGAUGACCAGUGGAUCUUUGAUUGCUCUGGCUGUGGAGUGUACGGGGAGAAUUUGGAUGACGGGAGCCACAGCGUGGCCUGCGAGAAUUGCAAUGUGUGGCAGCAUAGCAAGUGCCUCGGUAUUUCUCAACAAGCCGCCGAAAAAGACGACUUCCAGUUUGUUUGCCACGAUUGCAAGCAGAAGGAACAAGACGCCAACAAGCCCAAGCUUCCACCCCUGAAAUUCCGCGUCAGCGCUUCGGCAUCUCCAUCAGCUUCUCCCACUAUCGGCAAUAAGCGUAAGAUGAAGGUUGAAGAUGACCAGGUGCCACCUUCGCCCGUGAAGAAAUCCCAUACAGCUCUUUCCAACAUCCAGAAUGAUCUCCCAAGGACGCAGCCUUCUCUUCCGCCUACUCUAAACCAUGGUCAUUUCUAUCCUCCUCCCUCGCCUCAGCGUCCGGCCCAUCACACAAAUCAGACACCUUUGCCUUCGUCAAGCCCUCCCCGUCCUCCAUUUUCUCCUCCCAAGGGUAUGAAUGGUCUGCUACAUUCUACGGAACAGAACCCCCGACCUAGCUCUGCCCAACAUCACCUGCCGCCUAUGAACGCGGCACCUCACCUUCCUCCCAUCGGAUCGUUCCAAUCCGUACGACCCUCAUCCUCUCACUCUAACCAGAGUCCCGUUCAGAACCAGCCAUCCAUGUCGCCUACACAAGGUAACCCCGAUGUUGGCCCUCUCGCUGGUUUCCCUCUUGUUGCUCCUCACGCCUCAUCUCCGUGGAAUUCCUAUGAUACCCAUGCGACUCCACGCCCCCAGUCUGGCCAUGGCGUCACCAACAUCUCGGCAAUGUCUCACAACUACCCAUCUUUCUCUGCCGCGACGCCCAACGGCAACCACUCCUCACCUCCCCAGAGCUCCCACGGCCUGAUGUCAGGAAUCAGUCCAACCAAGCAGUCUCCUCGACCGGUGACUUCUGGUAGCAUGGCAGGUGCUCCUAUACUACCGCCAAUACGCCGAUUGGAGCCGAGCCCCAAGCUCAUGGGCCGCAGCUCCCCGGAUGCUCCUAUUCCUCCUCCUGUGAAAUGCAUGACUCCUGAGCAGGAAGAACGCCGCCAGAGAGAGAAUGCCUCAAGGCUACACCACGCUCAUGGCUAUACCAAUGGUCAGCAUCUGAUGUCGUCACCAUCGCUAAACCGCAUUCCUCCUCUGGGCUCUGGUGCUGUUUCUCAGUACCCUGAUCCGGUUCCCUCGCCUCAGCGUGGAAGCAAUGGCCAUGGUCAGUAA
This is a messenger RNA of Penicillium antarcticum, 2601 nucleotides long. RefSeq names its product putative PHD finger domain protein. Gene Ontology annotation, cellular component: RSF complex. Gene Ontology annotation, biological process: regulation of DNA-templated transcription. The transcript has 5 exons. The coding region runs from base 1 to 2601 and encodes 866 amino acids. Lineage: Eukaryota; Fungi; Ascomycota; Eurotiomycetes; Eurotiales; Aspergillaceae. The record is from RefSeq and is a predicted model, not a curated record.